Molecule: messenger RNA, 3944 nt
Organism: Ceratina calcarata
Lineage: Eukaryota; Metazoa; Arthropoda; Insecta; Hymenoptera; Apidae
Product: b(0,+)-type amino acid transporter 1
Exons: 6
Coding region: 2049-3773 (574 amino acids)
Biological process (GO): amino acid transmembrane transport
Cellular component (GO): membrane
Molecular function (GO): L-amino acid transmembrane transporter activity
Source: RefSeq, a predicted model, not a curated record
AUCAUCGUAAAUGAAGAGUCGUUGACUACACGGGAUUUGAUGUGUCAAGAGGCGACGCAAAAUGUAUCACAUAUUGUCCGGCACGAUGCUCGUUCGUACAAACGCGAUUAGAAUUAAAUAAAACUAUUCUCUUUAUUUCUCGCGAAUAAUAAGCGUUACGUAAUCGGUAAUAAGUGUCCAUCAUUUUUUUUUUAUGAUCUCAUUUCGAUUCUAUAAUUAAUUUGACCUUCGAUGUUAGACAAAGCCUUCUUUCCGAGACUACGCCAGCAGAGUUCAGUUUCUUUCGCACGAACAUUCAAUUAAACGCAAUUGGAUCAUUACGACACUUUAUACACAAUAGCUAUUAACGCGGUUUAGUAGAGGUUUUCAUACAUAGCAAAUAUCUCAGUAAAGAAACUGAAGCUAAAGGAAGAUUCAAAUUCAAAUAUAAUGUAAUAUUCAAACAACAUAUCUGAUUAGACUUCUACGAAAAACAAGCAGAAUUAAGUGACACCAUGCACGUGUUCAUUUGAUACCACAUGAUAAAAUAACCAUUGAGAGACACUGUCCACUCUGCACUACGAGUUAUCAUAAUAUUGUGUUACCAGUUGGUCAAAUUUUUCAAGGUAUGCACUACGCUGAACGAGUAAUAAUAAUGGUCAAUUAAUGAUAGCGUCUUUGUUACUCGAAUCGUUUAAAACCAUUAAGAUCGUCAUCUCUUCGCGCGGAGAAAUGGGACAGCAAGUUCAAAUCGCAAUUGGUCGCAGUAUUCGGUCACUAAAGGUGACAAUAUGAUGAAUAUUUCUCUCUUUUAAUAAACUGAAAAUUUCACUUAGAAUAUUAAUAACUUGAUUCGUUAUAUAGUACAUUACAUCACAAAACUGUAGAAUAAAGUUAGAUGAGCACCACAAAUCUUGGAAGACAGUCGACGUUUAAAAUUGUACCAUUAUAAUUUAUACAACAUUUAUGACUUUGUUGAUCUUUUUCGUUCCGCUGUAUUGUCACUGCACUUAUUUGCACGGUUAAUAAUAAUAUUAAAUGAGACUGAAAGGUGGAGUUCUAGAAACACCAAUUUUGCAACGUAGCAAAACGGUAAUCAGCAGUUUCUUACGAAGGUCUUUGAUACGAAGGAGCACUUAAAACACUUGCGAGCGAAAAAAGUGCGAGCCAGGCUGAAAUCAAUAUGACGUCUACAAAUUCCUGAAAAUCCAAACUUAAAAAUUUAUUCUUCAAUCGUAAAUUACAAUAUUAGAAGUACUGAAAUUGUAUGGUGCAAAAUAUUUGAGACACGCGUAGAUCUCUGAAAUGCAAAAGGGUGUACGCCCACGCAGACUGCUUUGAUCGACGAGACCAAGCGAUAAUUUUAAGGUGGGCAGUAUUUAAACCUAAAUGUAGUGAUAAAUGAUUAACGUGAAUGCGUCUAGAAAAUCGAUAGUCCUUUAUCGAAAGGUCACCUUGAAGAAGAGACGCGCCUUGCGUAGUACAGCCGAGGUUCGGUCACAUCGCGUCGUGACGGAAUUCUUUCGAAAGAACACAGCUCGCCAAUAUUAUCGCAUGUUAAACCAAUAAUUGUUUUGAACAUUCCUCUUUAAAAAAAAAGAAAACUCAAAUUAGCCGCUGAUUUAUGACUGUUAUGGCAUUCUAACUGAUAUACAUUAUCGCCAUACGUAGAAUGCAAAAUUCUACGAUCAACAAUUUAGCGUAUCGUUAAUAGGUUUUCCUAUUCCAAUUAUUACCGGUAUGUACAGUUAUUGCUUGGAGAAAACACAUUUUACGAUCUAUUGUACGUUAAAACGUUUAAAGAAGUGGGACUUGUUCUCAGUCACGAGUACCCACGAGAGAUGUUUGGCGUUCGGCCAUACAAACUAUUACGGUAGAGCCCCACAACGCCUCGGUGAUAAUAAUACAUAUAACAAUGUACAUCACGUGGGGAUAUAAAAACAAAUUGCCGCGGUUCUCUGAAGCAUAUGCUAACUGCGUAAAUUUUGUCAUUACCUGCUAAUAAGCUACAAGUGCGACGAAGUAUGUAUUUUUCGAUGUGCAACCAGUUAACUCUAGAAUAUUGACCUAUGAUCGGAACGAACGUUCAUUUGUUCUCCAACGCUACCGUGGGAUAUGAUCCACAGACGAGUAAUGGGAAUCAAUCGCAACAGCAAUUGCAAGCCGGUGGAUGGAAUGGAAUACCUGAAACUACGUUGGUCUCGCGAUCCGUCAGAAGCAACAGCAACGGAUGGAAUCCUCCGGUUUUAUCGCCGUUUCAACAGCAACAGGAACAACAGCAACAGUUACACGAACGGAAAAAGAAAGAAGUCAAAUCUGGGGAUCUGGCAGAUGACGAAGAUGGGGGUGGAGGGGGUGGAGGGCUGGAGGGGACGGACCCAGAGGAGAACAACUCUGUUCACCUCAAGAGACGGGUGGGACUCGUCAGUGGGGUGGCUCUAAUCGUCGGUACCAUGAUAGGUUCCGGGAUAUUCGUUUCGCCGUCAGGCCUUUUGAUUCGAACCGGUAGCAUUGGAAUCAGCUUCCUCGUAUGGACUGCCUGCGGUUUGUUGAGCCUGUGCGGCGCGUUGGCUUACGCCGAGCUGGGUACGAUGAAUACGAGCAGUGGCGCCGAGUAUGCCUACUUCAUGGACGCGUUCGGCGCACCCCCCGCUUUCCUCUUCUCGUGGGUCUCCACUUUGGUCCUGAAACCGUCUCAAAUGGCAAUAAUAUGCCUGUCGUUUGCUCAGUACGCGGUUGAGGCCUUUGCGGCUGACUGCGAUCCACCCUCAGAAGUGGUAAAAGUCGUCGCCCUCUUGGCGAUCAUACUCAUACUGUUAGUGAAUUGCUACAGUGUAAAUCUAGCGACAGGUGUGCAAAAUGCGUUUACCGCAGCCAAACUGAUAGCGAUACUCGUUGUGAUUGCCGGUGGCUCGUACAAGUUGAUACAGGGUAAUACGCAGCAUUUGAAAGGCGCUUUCGAUACGAUGGACGGUAAAACCGUGAACAUAGGCAGAUUGGCUACAGCGUUCUACACCGGGCUGUGGGCAUACGAUGGAUGGAACAACCUGAAUUACGUUACGGAAGAAAUCAAAGAUCCAUCGAAGAAUCUGCCGCGUUCGAUUAUGAUCGGUAUACCCCUCGUGACACUGUGUUAUGCGUUGAUAAACAUUUCCUAUCUGGCAGUGAUGUCGCCCUCGGAGAUGAUCGAAAGCGAAGCCGUAGCAGUGACUUUCGGAAAUCGGAUUCUCGGCGUUAUGGCAUGGCUUAUGCCACUGUCGGUUGCAAUCAGCACGUUCGGUUCCGCAAAUGGUACUCUCUUUGCAGCAGGUAGACUAUGUUUUGCCGCGUCCCGAGAGGGCCACUUGCUCGACUGUCUAAGUUAUGUGCACGUACGACGGUUUACUCCCGCGCCAGGACUUAUCUUUCAUUCCCUCGUCGCAGGGGCGAUGGUGCUGUCAGGAAGCAUAGAUUCCUUAAUCGAUUUCUUUUCAUUCACCGCUUGGAUCUUUUACGGCGGAGCGAUGUUAGCUCUGUUAGUGAUGCGAAGAACCAGACCAAAUCAUCCUCGGCCGUACAAAUGUCCGUUGAUAAUACCUGUCCUCGUACUCGGAAUUUCAGCGUACCUGAUUGUAGCUCCAAUCAUCGAUAAUCCUCAAAUCGAGUACGUGUACGCGGCCGGGUUCAUAUUUGCGGGCAUGUUUGUCUACCUCCCGUUCGUUAAAUACGGAUAUGUGCCGAAGUUUAUGGAAGGAGUGAACGCCUUCCUUCAAAUGUUACUAGAGGUUGCACCGACGGCUGCAGCCUUUGAUUGACCUCGACCGGACGCAGAAGCAGUAAUUCUCUGAAUGCCAAAUCAUUCCACAGUGGCAUGGUAAAACAUAUGAAUAUCUAUUUUAAAUAUGAAUAGACGAAGAUAUGUAUCCUGUUAUGAAAGCUCAAGGCUGGCCCAAAUGAAUUCACAAAUAUAUAAAAAUAUUAUUUUA